AUGAGCUCUACCCCAGACGGGGUCACUGACCCGCAAAGUCCACCCCCUACAUCCAGUCCAAACGAGCGACUCGUUACAACCGCUCAACCAGGAAGUAGACAAACUACAGAGGUCCCUACAAGAACUAGCGCCGCGACAACGGCAAUCACGACGACGACCUCCCCUCCUCCUCAACCGGGAGCGCGACCUGAGCCUCUCACGGGGAUUUCAUCCACCAUGGCCAAUCCAAACUCAAAGAUCCCGAUCCCUCCACCGCCGAAAGCAGGCGAUAUACCCCAACAGCAACAUCAGCAACAGAUACCCACUACCACCAUAUCAGGGUAUCCUUCCGACAAUACCUACAGCUCCGGUCCCAUCCCCCGCAACCCCUACACCUACAACAAUAACAAUAACAAUAACUGCGGCUACACCUAUAGCAACGACUAUAACUAUAACUAUAAUAAUCCAACAUCAGCAUAUACUUCCAUCUACCAAGCUCCGAACCCAGAGAUACGAGGUAUCAACACCAACCGCAACGUACGCGUCCACGGCAGCACCACCAUGCUCGACUCGGAUGGUUUUGGUGGUGAAGUGGGAUCGGACAGUACUGGGGCUGCGAUUCUGGAAAGUGCCAAGUCGUGGUUUUCGUCAGCGGGGAGUAAAUUGGCAGAGGUUGAGGCGGCGGUUUGGAAACGUAUUAAUGAUGCGCAUGAGAAAUAG
This is a messenger RNA of Aspergillus tanneri, 699 nucleotides long. RefSeq lists its product as uncharacterized. The transcript has a single exon. Lineage: Eukaryota; Fungi; Ascomycota; Eurotiomycetes; Eurotiales; Aspergillaceae. The record is from RefSeq and is a predicted model, not a curated record. The coding region runs from base 1 to 699 and encodes 232 amino acids.